CCUCCGCAUGUUUGACUUUCUCCAGCUAUGUGGCGCUUGGGUGCAGAGCAGCAGCACGCAGCCUCCUUUUUUUAAUUCCUCCAUCCAUCCAUCUCUCCAUCCUUCUUUUCUUUCUUUCUUUUCCUUUUUUGAUUUUUUCCCCCUCCCCUGCUUGCGCUGUCCCUUUUUUUGUAUUCAAUAAACACUUCAUUUGAAUCAUUUUGAGCCUUGGUUAUUAUUAUUCUUAUUAUUCUUAUUAUUAUUCUUAUUAUUAUUCUUAUUUAUUUAUUUCAUGCUGCCGAGUUGCAGAUAGAGAGAAAGCGGAUUGUGGUCAGUGUAGCGCGCGCUCGGUGGCUUUAUAUUAUUGGCUUUAAAUUUGGCUCUGGACGUCGCCUAACUUUGCCUUUAGACACACGACGGCAUCUCCAAACUAACAUGGCAGUCAGGCUGUGUGAUGUGGCUUCUCUGCUUAGAAGUGGCUCGUGGGCGGCUGAGCCUUGGACCGGGCAGGUAAUUGCUGCCAUGGAAACGCAGCUCUCGAACGGGCCGACGUGUAACAACACGAGCAACGGUCCAAACCAGAUGAACAGCUGCUCUUCACCGGUGGAGUCGAGCGGCAUGGAGGACAGCAAGACGAACCUGAUCGUGAACUACCUGCCCCAGAACAUGACUCAGGAGGAGCUCAAGAGCCUCUUCGGCAGCAUCGGGGAGAUCGAGUCCUGCAAACUAGUACGAGAUAAAAUCACAGGGCAGAGUCUGGGUUACGGAUUUGUGAACUACGUGGAUCCUAAAGACGCAGAAAAAGCUAUCAAUACUCUAAAUGGACUGCGACUGCAAACCAAAACCAUCAAGGUGUCCUACGCCCGUCCGAGUUCGGCCUCCAUCAGAGACGCUAAUCUGUACGUGAGCGGUUUGCCCAAGACCAUGACGCAGAAGGAGCUGGAGCAGCUUUUCUCUCAGUAUGGACGCAUCAUCACGUCCCGAAUCCUCGUCGACCAGGUCACAGGCGUGUCUCGAGGUGUGGGUUUUAUCCGCUUCGAUCGGCGCGUGGAGGCUGAGGAGGCCAUUAAGGGGCUGAACGGGCAGAAGCCUCCCGGAGCCACCGAGCCCAUUACGGUGAAGUUCGCCAACAACCCGAGUCAGAAAACCAGCCAGGCUCUGCUCUCUCAGCUCUACCAGUCUCCGAACAGGAGAUACCCAGGACCCCUCGCCCAGCAGGCUCAGAGAUUCAGGCUGGACAACCUGCUGAACAUGGCCUAUGGAGUGAAGAGUAGGUUUUCUCCCAUGGCCAUCGACGGCGUCACCAGUCUUGGCAUUAACAUCCCCGGUCACGCCGGCACGGGCUGGUGCAUCUUCGUCUACAAUCUGGCUCCUGACGCAGACGAGAGCAUCCUGUGGCAGAUGUUCGGGCCGUUCGGCGCCGUCACGAACGUCAAGGUGAUCCGCGACUUCAACACGAACAAGUGCAAAGGCUUCGGCUUCGUCACCAUGACCAACUACGAUGAGGCGGCCAUGGCCAUCGCCAGCCUGAACGGCUAUCGCCUCGGAGACCGCGUGCUGCAGGUCUCAUUCAAAACUAACAAAACGCACAAAGCUUAACGGCGAGCGUUUCUCACAGUCUACGAUGAGUUUGGGAGCGGGGCGUGAAACAUGUUUAAACUUUCUCAGACAUGUUUGCAAAUCAGUGUUAUAAAGGAAAACUGUUUAUUGUGUUUUUUUUCUUUUCGUACAAUUCUCUGCUGGUCUUUAAAAAAAAAAAAAAAAAUAAGUGAUUAAUAGCAUGCGUUGGGUGGCCACUGUGCCCAUCUUAUAUUUUAUUUCUCUUUUUUUCCUCUCCUUUCUUUGAUUUUCUUAUUUUGAGCCAUUUUCAAUGUGUUUAAUAUUGAAAAAAAAAAACCUUUGGUAAUCUUUCCAUGUUUAGUUUCUCAUAUUGAGUUCAUUGGCUGCAUAAAUGUUACUGUUAAAUUGAGGAAACAAAAAAAAAAAGACAAAGACAAAAAAAAUUCUUAAAGCGGUACCUUGCCAAAGAGCUACGAACCUCUUUGAAGUGGGUUUAAAAAAGUGUCUAUUUUUAUAAAAAGAGAAAAUUUGGAGAAACUUUUUACUGGACAUGGAGCAAAAUAUUUUGACUUUGAGAAACUAUCUUCAUACGACACCCUGUGAGAUUUUCACAACUUUACCAGACAGUUUGCAGAGUUAGAAAUUUCUGGAACGAUUUAUUGUUGACAAAGAUUGUCUUUUGAGGUCUUUGUGUUCCACAGCUUGCGUUUGGAUUCGAUAUUUUUGAGACGCAGGCCGCCAAAACGUGAAAGUUUUAUUACACGCACGCAUAUGCAUACACACACACACGUGUGCAUGCAGGAUGAUGGAGGGAAUCUGUAGGUUAUGAGCGGUUUGGUUGAAUCGGUUCUUCCUCGACAGUUUCCUUCUUUAAGAAAAGGGGGGUGGGCCUCAGUGCUGUAUUUAGUAUCUUGUUGAACACUUUUGUCUUUCUAAAUGCUGACAAAGGUUUUAGCUGCUCUGAAUGAAGGAGAGAACGGGCUGAUGAUGCCUGCGAACAGAACAAAAUCGACUGAAUGAAGUGUUUGAAGGGAGAAGAUCUCCUGAGUUAAUACCUUACUGUAAAUAAGUACUUUACGUUGAGUAAUAUAUGUAUCGUUUAAUUUUUUUUCCCCCCCAAACGAGUGUGUUUUGGUUAGGUUUAUUUUAUUUAUUUAUUUUUUUUUUGGGUUAAAGUACAUAUGGAAAUUUUUUGUUAGCUGGUAAUUUGGUUUGCCUAUGAGAGUUGUUUAGUUGAGACACUUUGUUUGAUGCAUUAUUACUGUAUCAGAUUUGUUGGUGGUUUUGUCCGUAGAUAGUCUUGCUUCUGCGAAAUUCUAGGCUUUUUUUUUUUUUUUUAUCUAUAUAUUAUAAGCAUUAAAUAUAUUUGUGGUAAAAAUUGACGAGCCACAGUUUUGAACAAAUACUUAUUUGAUUUAGUUUUCGUAUUCAUGUUACACUUAAUACAUAAUAUAACCCGUUUUAAAAUUUAAAAUAAAAAAUGUAUAUUGCUUAAUCUUCAUGAGGGGAGCCUGACGAGGCUUUUCCAUGACCGUAGCAACACAAUGGUGUUUUAUAUUCUCCACUUAAUGAAGGAAAGAGCCUUUAACAGUGCAGUUCAGGCUCCCCGGAUGUGUGGCAGUGUGCUAUGCAUUACAUUUCUUUUCCUUCUUUCUCAUUUUGGCUGUUUAUUUGUUUUUGUUUAUUUUCAUUGAUGAACUGUGGCUUUGUGCUGCUCGGGGACAGGGAGAGCUUUUCAUGCCACGUAGGGUUUAUUUUUCCGUUUUCCUUCUCAAUGACGCUCGGAGGCAGAGACCAAUCAGCUGCUAGUGUUUAAACACGGCUAAGUUUGAGCUGGGAUCCCGUUUGUGGUGUGAAAAGCCUCCGUGUCCCGUCUGUAGUCUCAGUUCUGUAGUGUGUGCAUUAUUUAUUUAAAGAUGUACAGUAUAACCUUAUUCACAGCUGAGUUUUGAAUUUUGGGGUAUAUAAUAUAUCUUUUUGUUCAGUAUUUAAAACAAAAACAGUAUUACCAGAAGAUGUACAUGUUCUUUUGCUUUCUUUUUUCUUUUGUGUUUGGAAUACUUUGUAUUUUUUCAUGUUCGGUACAUCAAUAAAUAAAUUGAAGGGAGCUGUGAUAGUUGCUCUUCACUGUG
Messenger RNA from Pangasianodon hypophthalmus (striped catfish), 3671 nucleotides. It is a transcript of the gene elavl2, whose product is annotated as ELAV like neuron-specific RNA binding protein 2. The coding region runs from base 415 to 1578 and encodes 387 amino acids. Gene Ontology annotation, molecular function: RNA binding. Gene Ontology annotation, cellular component: ribonucleoprotein complex. NCBI's taxonomy places the organism in Eukaryota, Metazoa, Chordata, Actinopteri, Siluriformes, Pangasiidae. The record is from RefSeq and is a predicted model, not a curated record. The transcript has 8 exons.